This is a messenger RNA of Strongylus vulgaris, 518 nucleotides long. Lineage: Eukaryota; Metazoa; Nematoda; Chromadorea; Rhabditida; Strongylidae. The record is from the annotation of a GenBank genome assembly.
AUGAUGGGAGCCGUGAUAGGAAGCGAAGACGAAUUUCGAUUAAUACAAGAUCUCAAAAAUAACUAUGAUCCAAUUGAGAGGCCCGUCCAAAAUCAUUCGGAACCAAUUCGGGUGAAUCUUAGGCUUAUUCUUCAGCAACUGGUUGAUGUGCUUUUAUUUUCGGACGAGAAAAAUCAAGUAAUCACUUUGGUGUUAUGGACUCAAUUCACAUGGAAUGACUAUAAAAUGAGAUGGGAUCCAAAGGAGUAUGGUAAUAUUACGAACAUACAGUUACCGAACGAUUUUCUGUGGAAACCGGACAUAUUGCUUUUCAACAGCGCAGACGAGCACUUUGAUGCAUCUUUCCCUGUGAAUUUUGUUGUGUCAUCCAAUGGAAAUGUCCUCUUGGCACCUCCUGGCAUUGUGAAGAUCUCCUGCGAUUUGUCGAUGACGUGGUUCCCUUUCGAUGAGCAAAUGUGCUUUAUCAAGGUGAGUUUAGAUACUUUGAGUGAAGGUACUUAUGUUGGACCUCAUUAGCG